Molecule: messenger RNA, 924 nt
Organism: Durio zibethinus
Lineage: Eukaryota; Viridiplantae; Streptophyta; Magnoliopsida; Malvales; Malvaceae
Source: RefSeq, a predicted model, not a curated record
AUGGAGAUAUGCUUUGAGAUUCUGAUUCAAAAGAAGCGAGUUACGCAGAGGGAACUCUUUUACAAGUUGCUUUGUGAUUCACCAGAUUACUUCUCAUCUCAAUUGCAGGAAAUAGGAAUCAUGGCAUCUAGCAGAGGACUUGUUGCUGGGCCUUUCUUGCUGCAGGCACUUCAAUUUCAUCAAUCUUGUUUGGGAAAAGAAUUCAUCAAAUUUCAUAGGCCACUUGCUUCUUUUGAACCAAACCAAGAGGCUGUGGAUUUUUCUGCUUGUGAGUCUUCUGUUUUUGAGUUCUUAAAUCAUUCAUGCUUAUAUAAAACAUUUUAUUCAGAUUUUCUAAUGAUGUUUGUAAGUUCUAAUAAGUCUUACCUCAGCUCCCCAUGCGACGACAUUCGACAUGAUUCUGUUUUGAAGCAUGCAAUAUUUCAGCGAUUGGUAGAGGAUCGUGCAUUUAACCAGGAUCCAAGCAUUCUUCUCACAGCAAAAGGUUAUCCAGAUAUACCCACAAGAUUUCUUCUUCACCAAAUGAGUCGGGCUUUUCCUGAUUUGCCAAUUUUAGCACUAGUUGACUGGUAUGGAUCUCCUGUAUCCAGCCGGAUUAGCUAUAUUGUCUACCUACAAGUUUCGAAGCUUAGGGAAGGGCCUAGAGCUUGCAACGUUACGUGGUUGGGACUGCGAGGCGAUGAUCUACAACUGAUACCUGACCAAUCUUUAGCUCCGGUAAAGCCACGGGACCUUCAAAUCGCUAAAAGCUUGAUUUCCUCAGAAAUCAUGCAGGAGAAUAACAGGGAAGAGUUGGCACUAAUGAUGCAGAAUGGUCAGAUAGUAGACUUCGAAGCUCUAUAUUUUCACGGAUACGACUACUUGGUGAUUAUUUCCAGCAUGCCUGUUGUCGUCCAUGCAACUCUCAUAACUCUUAACAAAUGA